This is a messenger RNA of Aspergillus fijiensis CBS 313.89, 605 nucleotides long. RefSeq lists its product as uncharacterized. The transcript is spliced from 4 exons. The coding region runs from base 210 to 515 and encodes 101 amino acids. NCBI's taxonomy places the organism in Eukaryota, Fungi, Ascomycota, Eurotiomycetes, Eurotiales, Aspergillaceae. The record is from RefSeq and is a predicted model, not a curated record.
CUUUCCUUUUUUUUGUGCUUUUUUAACAUGUAUAAGGGAGAGUGGGGAGAGGAAGGGAGAGGAAGACAAGGUGUCGAGCCAAAGGUGAAGUUGCGGAGAGGGAAAAGAAGGACGCAGCCAGCCGUGCUGUUACGAUAUUACUCAUAUUCAAAUUAUUAACUAACUACCAUUCACGAACUCCCCUUAACCACGGCGCAUAGGGUUCGGCUAUGAAUCGUCCCAUUCUACGCGCCUGUUAUCGAUCAUCUUUUACUUCUGGCGCAUAUCCUGCUACCCAGACCCUUUUCUCGACCCCGCGAUUUCUGACUCCCCUCCGCGCUGUUCUAAUCCCUCGGAAUCACCGCCAACUGCCCCAGUCCCGACGAACCAUGACCACCACCAACAAUCAUCAGUCGGCCAGCGCGCCACGGGAUCCCAGACCAAUCUUCUUCUUCGACAUUGACAAUUGCCUGUACUCCCGAGAAUGCAACAUUCACGAUGAGAUGCAAAAGCUGAUCAGUGAGUUGCACCCAUAACUACAACUACAACACCGACAACCAACAACCAACAACCACAACCACAACCCGAACCCCCACGCUCAACCACUCACUGUACUGUACACCUCA